CUAACUUGCAUAUUCAGAUAUUUAUCCAAACAUAAUUGCUAUGGGCUUUCCUGCGGAGAGGCUUGAAGGAGUGUACCGGAACAACAUUGAUGAUGUAGUAAGGUUUUUGGAUUCAAAGCAUAAAAACCAUUACAAGAUAUACAAUCUAUGUGCUGAAAGACAUUAUGACACCGCCAAAUUUAACUGCAGAGUUGCACAGUACCCUUUCGAAGACCAUAACCCACCACAGCUGGAGCUCAUCAAACCUUUUUGUGAAGAUCUUGACCAGUGGCUAAGUGAAGAUGACAAUCAUGUGGCAGCAAUCCACUGUAAAGCUGGAAAGGGACGAACUGGUGUAAUGAUUUGUGCAUAUUUGUUGCAUCGAGGCAAGUUUUUAAGGGCCCAAGAAGCCCUAGAUUUCUAUGGGGAAGUAAGGACCAGAGACAAGAAGGGAGUGACAAUUCCCAGUCAGAGACGCUACGUGUACUACUAUAGCUACCUGUUAAAGAAUCACCUGGAUUACAGACCAGUGGCACUGCUGUUCCACAAGAUGAUGUUUGAAACAAUUCCCAUGUUCAGCAGCGGAACUUGCAAUCCUCAGUUUGUGGUAUACCAGCUAAAGGUAAAGAUAUUCACCUCCCCUUCAGGACCCUCACGACGUGAAGACAAGUACAUGUACUUUGAAUUCCCUCAACCUUUGCCGGUAUGCGGUGAUAUCAAAGUGGAAUUUUUCCACAAACAGAACAAGAUGUUGAAAAAGGACAAAAUGUUUCACUUUUGGGUAAAUACAUUCUUCAUAGGACUGGAUGAAAAUUCAGACAAAGUAGAAAAUGGAAGUCUAGUUGCAGAUCAGGAACUUGAUGGUAUUUUCAGUACAGAGCGCUCAGAUAAUGAUAAGGAAUAUUUAAUCCUUACAUUAACAAAAAACGAUCUAGACAAAGCAAAUAAAGACAAAGCCAACAGAUAUUUCUCUCCAAACUUCAAGGUGAAGCUAUUUUUCACAAAAACAGUAGAAGAGCCAUCAAACCCAGAGGCUAGCAGUUCAACUUCUGUAACACCAGAUGUUAGUGACAAUGAACCUGAUCAUUAUAGAUACUCUGACACCACUGACUCUGAUCCAGAGAAUGAACCUUUUGAUGAAGAUCAGCAUACGCAGAUUACAAAAGUCUGAAUAUUUUUUUUAUCAGAGAUAAAAAAAAAACAUACAAAAAAACCAACCAUGAAGAGAGACAAACUUGAAUAAACUGAAAAAAAAGGACCUUUCUAAAUGGCAAAAGGACAUAGUGUCAGAUUACCAAUUAUAGGAACAAUUCUUUCCUGACCAAUCUUGUUUUGCCCUAUAAAUCUACAGGGUUUGACACUUGUCCAGUCGGGGGGGAAAAAGAAAGGUUACGUAGCUCUUAUAUGUAUAUACCUUUUUGUGUCAAAGGACAUUAAAACUUCAAUUAGGAACUAUAAACAUGGCACUUUCCCAUUUUAUUCCAGUUUUAUAAAAGUGGAGACAGACCUAAUGUGUAUGCGUAGGAAUUUUUCCUUUUGUGUUCUGUCACCAAACGAAGUUUCAAAAACCGAAAAAAAAAAAAAAAAAUUUUACAGGUUCACAUCCUGCCCCUUUUUUUGCACUUGUGUGGCAACAGAAAAGUCUGCAGUUGGCUAAGAGAUGUUUCUAGAAGGUUUUUCCUACAUUCUAAUGCAUGUUUUUUGGAUGGGGGCUGGAAGGUGAUGCUCGGAAAGGAGCGUGGCCUGUGUACCAUAUCCGGCUGUUCCAUGCACCUUUCCUCAGCAUGCUGCCCUAAUUCAUCCGGGACAAUGGGUGAGGAGUCGCCGCUGUCACUGCUUGUUGUUUGUGCAUUUUUCAGUUUUUUUUAAGUGUAAUGGUGCUAGAAAAGGCAGCUAGAGGGAGUGAUUCUGUCUAGGGGUACAGGAAUGAACCUUCACGACACCCACGAGACCCACGCAAUGAAGGGAGACAAGGAAUUGGGGUCACGAAAAACAAAACAAAAAAAAAAACAAAAGGAAACACAGCAACAAUGACUCAACCAUACAAAUGUGGAGGCUAUCAACUAAAGUAAGAGCUUGAAACAAAUGGUUACAAAAUUUGACAAUGAUUCAUUGGGAUUUUUUUUCUGAAUUGUAAUGGCUGCUCCAUCUCCUGUGUAAUCAAGGCCAGUGCUAAAAGUCAGAUGCUCUUAGUGCAAAAACAUCAGUCAACAUCUUACAUUUAUAUUAGUAGUUUUUCAAUCAUAUUCCUGCUGUGAAUACUUCAUGUGCUGCCUUGCAAGCUUUUUUUUUUUUUUUUCCCCUCUCAUGAAUAUAAAAAGAUUUUGUAAUGGUGCACAGGAAAUGUCAUUGGAGACUCUCCAGGUUAGUGUUUGUUUGGAAGAUUUCUGAUGCAUUUAUUCAAUCAAACUUCUGUCAGCCGUUCCACCCCUUUGACCUUACACAUUCUAUUACAAUGAGUUUUGCAGUUUUGCACACUUUUUUUUUAAAAAAAAGUCAUUAACUGUUAGGGAAUUUUACUUGAAUACUCAUUACCUGCAAUGUUUAAAAAAACGGACAUUACACACCAGAGACAGGAAACCAGUGUUGCAGUAAAUUCUCAACUGCUAAUGAAGAUUAAAAAGCAGAACUUGUCCCAAAUACAUUGCUAUAAAAAAUGUAUCUUUUCCCCAAACCACCCAACAAAUUGUUUUUCUAAACCAAGUGGCAGUGUUGGAUUUUUUUGUUCCUGGGGACACAAGCAAGGGUAGGGCUCAAAGUUGGCUUCUGGUGGCCAAUUGCCAUGCCCAGCCUGAGGUGACUCAGGAGUCCAGCUGCUGGCACAUCCAGAUGUGAAGUCACUGCCAAAACAGGCCCCUCUAGGUGGGCCGUGAACAGCUGACCCCAAAUUGAUCCUUUUUUCAGGAUGUAGUACACACAUCCCCCUGCUUAAUUAACUUCUUGGUGCUGACAUGGAAGUUCAUGAGCUGUGUUCUCAGCCAGAAUUAUGAAUGGGAUCUGUCAGAGCCCUGUACAGCAGCAUUAAUGGUUGGAGUUUGAACCACACAAGGCAGGACUUCCACUAAUUACAGUUGGUUAAACCAAGGUGUAAAGGGCUUUGAAAAAAAAAUUCCAACCUGGUUUCUGUUGGUCAAUUCUGCUCCUCAGAUUCAUGAUUCUAACUUGUAACCGAGCUGGUAAUACGUUCUGACUUACAGGUUUAAUUAGAGUUUAAUGGAUCAAGGCUCAGUGCUCAUUGUGACGAGCAGGAGGUGGUUUUUCCCUCGGGAACAGGCAUUUUAUUUUAACUCUUACCCUUCCAAUCGUGUUUCACCCUGUCUGGUUUAUAACAGUUGAAAGUUGUGUUGGCUUAAUAAACCAAA
This is a messenger RNA of Ficedula albicollis (Collared flycatcher), 3341 nucleotides long. It is a transcript of the gene PTEN, whose product is annotated as phosphatase and tensin homolog. The coding region runs from base 41 to 1150 and encodes 369 amino acids. The transcript has 8 exons. Gene Ontology annotation, molecular function: inositol-1,3,4,5-tetrakisphosphate 3-phosphatase activity; phosphatidylinositol-3,4,5-trisphosphate 3-phosphatase activity; protein tyrosine phosphatase activity. Gene Ontology annotation, cellular component: plasma membrane; cytosol; cell projection. Gene Ontology annotation, biological process: regulation of phosphatidylinositol 3-kinase/protein kinase B signal transduction; negative regulation of cell population proliferation; cell motility. The record is from RefSeq and is a predicted model, not a curated record. NCBI's taxonomy places the organism in Eukaryota, Metazoa, Chordata, Aves, Passeriformes, Muscicapidae.